AACAGAGGAAGACUCUUGUCUCAAGAAAAUAAAAAAUAAAUGAAAUAAAAUAAAACCCCUCUUCCCCUAACUGAUCUGCUUUUGCCCCUGGGGGGGAGUGUGGCCAAAGCUAAUUUUCUAGAAGUUUCCACAUAGCCUGGGGGCUCCAUGCACCGGUGGCCACACCUGAGCCCCAUUUCUUGGGUCCCUCUAUGGUGGGGGACCCCAAGGAGACUAGACUUCUGGGUUAUCUAUCUUAUCUCCUUGAGAUCCCAGACCAGCGGGGGCAGGAGGUGGUUUCUACCAUCAGACUGAGGCUGGAGGAGGAGUUCUCUGGAUGGGAGGGUCUUUUCUGGGGUGCUGGGGUCUAGCCCCAAGACACACCUUGGCCCUGUACACAGGAAGGAAUCCCCCAGGGUAUUCAAAGACCUUUGUCCCCACCCACACCUAUUCGAGAUCCAGAAGGAAGGGUUUUUGCACACCACGGUGGGAGACCCAGGGCACGGAGAGAUGGAGCUAUGGGGGGGGGGGCCUCUGUGCCCUGGGGAAGUGGACACCAGGGAAGGUGCUAAGAAGGUCCCAGGGGAGAGCCCUGAGGCCCAAGAGUGGGAGCCACUCCCACUCCCCCAUCUCCUGUGUGUUGUUUUUGGCAACCUGCCCAGUGGGGCCUUGGUCAGGCUGCUGGCCUCACGGCCCUGGGGCCUCAAAGUGAGGCCCUCGGGAGGGCAGGCAAGGGGGGUCUGGAGGCUGGUGGUGGGAACUUCACAGCUGGGCUCCUCGGCUCCAAGGUCCCCUGUGCCUAGUGGGAAAUGUCUGUGGGUGAAGAGGUCCCUGCCUUCAGCCCCAAAGGGGAAAAUUCACCCUGCACAGGGUGCAGGUGCGGGCAGUGUGACUAGGGCCUGGCACCAUGCCUCUCUUCCCAGUCCUCUGAGGAGCUGGAGAAGCUGGUGACAAAAGUGAGAUCACAAGGUGACAUUCGCAAGCCUUACAGUUUAUGAAAUGUUAUAAUUUCCUUACUGCUGUGUGAGAUAGGUAUUUCUAUAUCUGUUCUACAGAUAAGGAAAGUGACGCUCAGAGAGGGUUAGUGACUUGCCCAAAGUCACAUAGCCAUCGUGUGGCUGGUCAGAGGCAAAGCUGCAACCUGUGCUCCACACUUGGCUACCCCCAAAAUUACCUAGGGAUUACCUAGGUCAGAAUUACCUAGGGAUUGUUUAUUUAUUUAUUUAUUUAUUUUUAAAAGACAUGGUCUUGCUAUGUUGCCCAGGCUGGCCUCAAACUCCUGGGCUCAAGCGAUCCUCCUGCCUCGGCCUCCCAAGUAGCUGGGACUACAGGUGGUGUAUACUGCACCUGCCUAGUGGUUGUUCUAAAAGUUUAGACUCCCUGGACUCCCCCCAAAAUUAGAAUCAAUCACAGAGGGCCUGGGACUCUGCAAAUUAGAACGUUCUCCAGGUGAUUGUAAUGCAGUUCCCAGAAGUGGGGCUAGGAACUCCUCCAUACCACAGAGAGGUCACGGAAACUGCCGGAAGGGAGGUGUCAGGACUCCCCUCUUUCCUUUGGGGAGGGUAGCUGGAGCUUCUGGCUAUCCAAAAAGAGAGGAGAAGGGAGGCAGGUGCUGUCUCAGCCUCCUCCAUUUGAUGUCUGGUGGCAUUCCCUGCCCCCUGCCAGGUCCUCUUUGGGGAGCAGGUGGUGGGAGGAAGGGGUGGGGCAGCCCUGGCCCCUCCCUCUUCCCCACUCCCUUUCCCCGAGCAGUCUCCUUCUUUGGCCAGAGGAAAUAGAGUGGGCUGGGGUGGCCGGCUGAGCUCACAUCCUCUGCUGGAGAGCCUAAAUCAGGAGUGACCUUUCCACCCCCAGAGCCAGGCCCAGGAAGAAGGUUAUGCUGUAGCAGAAGUGCCUGGAACCACUGCCAGGAACCAGGACCCUCCACCCUCCUGCCGAUGUCCCCAGCCCAGUCUCUCUGAACCUCUCCCUCACCGCCUUUCCUGCCAUUGUUCUGGAAAUAACAGAGCCGCCCAGGCCUGUGCCUGUUCCUGUCCCUCCCCAGAAGGGCUGCAUCCCGCCACCCAGCUGCCCCAUCCCAAACUGUCCAGGCUGGCGGACGGGUGGGCGGGAUGAAGGACUUUAUUAGUCUCGUCCCUGCUGACCUUGUCUUUACUGGGGCUCAGAGAGGUACAACUGGCCAAGGUCGCACAGCCAGAAAGGCAGAGUGAGCAUUUGAGCCAUGCAUUUCCUGCUUCUAAGGGCCCUGUUCUUUCCACUACCCCAAAUGGUUCUGUGUGACAAGGACUUUCCAAGGAAGCUGGAGGCAAACUAGGAGGUGUGUGUUUCUUCCCAGUGGCCCCAACAGCAUCAGCUCAUCUGUCCCUCCUUGGCUCUGUAUUUGCCUUUUUUGUGUAGUGUCCUUUGGCUCAGUCCUAAACGAAGCUGUCCCCUCCUCCCAGUCCCAUGUUCCUCAUUGCGGGGUUGGUCCCUCCCUGCUGGAAUGAGGCCCUGUCUUGCCCAGGCUACUGGGAUAUUCAGGGGCCCACCAGAGCCUGGGGGGCAGGCCAGGACCAGCAUGCUUGGCACUGUGCCCAGCCCUGGUUGAGCCAGGCCCCCUCCUUCCCAGCAGGGGUGGGUUCCAGCGGGAAGCAGGAGCCACUGAGACACGCCUUCCCCUGCUCCUCCCCUCCCCAUUGCUUCAAGGACCGCCCCCACCAGUGCCCUGGCUCAGGCAGGGAGCACACCUGCAUGAACCCUGCCCCGAGAGGGUGAUACCAGCAAGCAGAGCACCCCUGCCCGGGGCACAGACAGCUCAGCUCACAGCCUGUGGGUGCAGAGUCAGCAGUCACUCCUCAGGCAGGCUGAGAACCCGCCGAGAUCCGGGGGGAGAGUGGGGGAUUGUGCCAGCUGUUGCUGAAGGGACAUCAUGAUAGUAUUGGCCAACACAUAAGGAGGGCUAGAUGGUUACAGCUCCCAUCUUUGCAUGCUGACAAGGUUGAGCACUGUACUCACGGCCUCUGUGGGCAGGUUCUGCGAUCAACUCAUUUUACAGAUGAGGACACUGAGCCUGAGAGGUUAAAUGACCUGCCCAAGGCCACACAGCUGGCACCUGGCAGAGCUAGAGUGAGGUGUAGGUCUGUCAGAUGCCACUUUCCCCACCUGGUGGGGCUCCACUGAGGGAUGCCCCACCAGGGCUGGCACUGUGGCCCUUCAGUCGGCGGAAGUCCUUCUCUUGAAUACCUAGCGCCCCCUCCUUUCUCUUCACUCCGCUGGGCCCAGCAGGACAAUGUGACUUGCUCCCUGGCCCAUUCAGGCAGGAAUGCCAACCAUGCGCUCCGUGGGCCUGUCCUCUGAGGGCACAUCAUGCCAGUACCCCCCCUUUGGCUCUAUAAACACUCGAGGCCGGGGCCCGGGAAGCCAGGCCACUGCUGCAGCAGUUCCCUGCCUCCAAGCUGACAGGCUGGUGGGCCAGGGUAGGAGCACAGGGACAGGACUGGUGAAAGGCCAUGGGGCAGGUGCUUUCCUGCACACCAAGAGAGCUCCUGGGCUCCACGAAGAGGCUGAACGUCAACUACCAGGAUGCGGACGGAUUCUCCGCUCUCCACCAUGCUGCCUUGGGGGGCAGCCUGGAGCUCAUAGCCUUGCUGCUGGAGGCGCAGGCCACCGUUGACAUCAAGGACAGCAAUGGCAUGCGCCCACUGCACUACGCGGCCUGGCAGGGCCGGCUGGAGCCUGUGAGGCUGCUGCUGCGGGCCUCUGCAGCCGUCAAUGCCGCCUCGCUGGACGGGCAGAUCCCUCUGCACCUGGCUGCGCAGUACGGACACUACGAGGUGUCAGAAAUGCUCCUCCAGCAUCAGUCCAACCCGUGCCUGGUCAACAAGGCCAAGAAGACGCCACUAGAUCUGGCCUGUGAAUUCGGGAGGCUCAAGGUGGCCCAGCUGCUGCUGAAUAGCCACUUGUGUGUGGCGCUGCUGGAGGGUGAGGCCAAGGACCCAUGUGACCCUAACUACACCACACCCCUGCACUUGGCUGCCAAGAAUGGCCACAGAGAAGUCAUCAGGCAGCUCCUGAGGGCCGGGAUUGAGAUCAACCGCCAGACCAAGACAGGCACGGCACUCCACGAGGCCGCGCUGUAUGGCAAGACCGAGGUGGUACGGCUGCUCCUGGAGGGAGGAGUGGACGUGAACAUCCGGAACACGUAUAACCAGACGGCACUGGACAUCGUAAAUCAGUUCACCACCUCCCAGGCCAGCCGGGAAAUCAAGCAGCUACUGCGCGAGGCCUCAGGGAUCCUGAAGGUGCGAGCGCUCAAGGAUUUCUGGAAUCUUCAUGAUCCCACUGCUCUCAAUGUCCGGGCAGGGGAUGUCAUCACGGUGCUUGAGCAACACCCCGAUGGCCGCUGGAAGGGCCACAUCCACGAGAGCCAAAGGGGCACGGACCGUGUGGGCUACUUUCCCCCAGGCAUCGUCGAGGUGGUCAGUAAGCGAGUGGGCGUCCCUGUGCCCCGCCUUCCCUCUGUGCCCACCCCCCUGCGUCCAGGCUUCUCCCGGACACCGCAGCCUCCUGCCGAAGACACCCUGCACCCUCUUACCUAUGGCCAGCUCCCUCGGAUGGGCCUUACCCCAGACAGCCCAGCAGGUGACAGGAAUAGUGUGGGCAGCGAGGGCAGUGUGGGCAGCAUCCGCAGCGCUGGCAGCGGGCAGAGUUCUGAGGGCACCAAUGGCCACAGCACUGGCCUCCUGAUUGAGAAUGCCCAGCCACUGCCCUCUGCCGGAGAAGACCAGGUACUGCCAGGACUGCACCCCCCAUCCCUGGCAGACAACCUGAGCCACCACCCUCUGGCCAACUACCGCUCUGGGGAGCAGAUCUUCACCCAGGACGUGAGGCCAGAACAGCUGCUGGAGGGGAAGGAUGCGCAAGCCAUUCAUAACUGGCUGAGCGAGUUCCAGCUGGAGGGCUACACUGCCCACUUUCUGCAGGCUGGCUAUGAUGUGCCAACCAUCAGUCGCAUGACGCCUGAGGACCUGACAGCCAUUGGGGUGACCAAGCCUGGGCACAGGAAGAAGAUCGCCUCGGAGAUCGCUCAGCUCAGUAUCGCUGAGUGGCUGCCCAGCUACAUCCCGGUGAGUGGGUGGCGGUGGUGGCACAGGCUCUCGCCCUCAGCUGUGCUGUGUGGUGUCUUUUCCUUUCUGACCUGGGGGCAGAGGAUUGCAGGGAGCCAAUUCUCAAUGCUGGCACUCUUCCAGGCGGACUUGCUAGAGUGGCUGUGUGCACUGGGGCUGCCACAGUAUCACAAACAGCUGGUGAGCAGUGGCUACGACUCCAUGGGGCUGGUGGCCGACCUCACCUGGGAGGAGCUGCAGGAGAUCGGUGUCAACAAGCUCGGGCAUCAGAAGAAGCUCAUGCUGGGGGUGAAGCGGCUGGCGGAGCUUCGGCGGGGCCUCCUGCAGGGGGAGGCCCUAGGUGAAGGCGGGCGCCAGCUGGCCAGGGGUCCAGAGCUGAUGGCUAUCGAGGGGCUGGAGAAUGGGGAGGGUCCAGCUGCAGCUGGCCCACGCCUCCUCACUUUUCAGGGCAGCGAGCUGAGCCCAGAGCUACAGGCAGCCAUGGCAGGAGGUGGCCCUGAGCCGCUCCCCCUGCCCCCUGCCCGCUCCCCCAGCCAGGAGAGCAUCGGGGCACGCUCACGGGGGUCUGGUCACUCACAGGAACAGCCUGCUCCCCAGCCCAAUGGUGGAGACUCCAGCACCCCCCCAGAGAGGAACCUUCCAGAGGGCACAGAACGGCCCCCCAAGCUUUGUUCCCCACUUCCAGGCCAAGGACCUCCCCCUUAUGUUUUUAUGUACCCCCAGGGCUCACCCUCCAGCCCGGCCCCAGGACCACCUCCUGGUGCACCCCGGGCCUUCUCCUACUUGGCUGGCCCCCUUGCCACCCCUCCUACCCCUCCGGAGCUGCCUCGGCCCAAGCGCCGGUCCCACAGCCUGAGCCGCUCGGGCCCCACCGAGGGGGAAGGUGAGGGGGAAGCCGAAGGGCCAGUGGGCAGUGCCUUGGGCAGUUAUGCCACCCUUACCCGGCGACCCGGACGCAGCGCCCUCGCCCGGACCAGUCCUAGUCCGACCCCAACUCGAGGGGCGCCCCGAAGCCAGUCCUUUGCCCUUCGUGCCCGACGCAAAGGUCCCCCACCCCCACCCCCCAAGCGCCUCAGCUCGGUCUCUGGCCCCACCCCGGAGCCACCUCCACUCGAUGGGAGCCCAGGGACCAAGGAUGGAGCUGCAGGGCCUCGAAGACGAACACUGAGUGAACCAACUGGCCCCUCUGAGCCCCCUGGCACGCCCGCCCCCGCUGGCCCCGUGUCAGACACGGAGGAGGAGGAGCCAGGCCCUGAGGGGACACCCCCAUCUCGGGGCAGCUCAGGGGAAGGGCUGCCAUUUGCAGAGGAGGGGAACCUGACCAUCAAGCAGCGGCCGAAGCCAGCUGGCCCCCCACCCCGGGAGACGCCUGUGACACCUGGCCUCGAUUUCAACCUCACAGAGUCAGACACUGUCAAGCGCAGGCCCAAAUACAGGGAGAGAGAGCCGCUGCAGACGGCACUGCUGGCCUUCGGAGUGGCCAGUGCCACACCUGGCCCCUCCGUCCCCCUGGCCUCCCAGGCUCCCAGCGAAUCACCUUCCUCUGCUGCUCCCAGUCCUCCCCAGCCCAAGCCCAGCAACCUUCCACCUCAAGGAGCUGUGGCCCCUCAUCCUCCCAGCCCCACAGUGCAGCUCCCUGUGCCCUCCGUGUGCCCCUGCCCUGGGCCGGGUCUGGAAAACACAGCAGGCAGUCGGUGGAAUGGGGAGAUGGAGCUUCCGGCUGCCCUCAUCAAGGUACCUGGCACAGGAACAACCCCGAAGCCUGUGUCUGUGGCCUGUACCCAACUGGCAUUUUCUGGCCCUAAGCUGGCUCCUCGGCUUGGCCCCCGCCCGGUGCCUCCUCCGAGGCCUGAGAGCACUGGGGCUGUGGGCCCAGGCCGGGCUCAGCAGAGACUGGAACAGACCAGCUCGUCCCUGGCAGCUGCACUGAGGGCUGCGGAGAAGAGCAUUGGCGCCGAGGAGCGAGAGGGCCCCCCUGGCACCUCCACCAAGCACAUUCUGGAUGACAUCAGCACCAUGUUCGACGCCCUGGCUGACCAGCUGGACGCCAUGCUAGAUUGAGCUAGACAUCCUAUGGCCCUUCCGCAGUGCCCACUGCCCUUGCUCCAGCGCCGAAGAAGCCCCUGCCACCCUAGGGACAGGCAGAGGGCUGUUCCAGCUGCAGCACCCCUCCCUAGCAGGGCUUCUUCCUGCUGCUCCAAGCCAGUGGCUAUCAGCACCACAGUUCUUAGGGGGCAGCCCCGUGGUGGGGGCCAAGGGGACUUGUCAGAACCUGACUAGCUGAGGGGACUCUGCUGCGACUCAGCAAAGGCCUCCCCAGAGUGUGAUCUGAGCGACAGCCCCGCCCCUGGACAGGGACCCUGGUAAGAGCUAUCUCCUCACGAAGAAGGAGGGGGCAGCAGGGCUUCUGGGGUGCUUCCUCUGUGCCCCCCCACCUGUGUCUGAAGUCCCUGUGCCAAGGGAAUGCCUCUUGCCACCUGCCGUGCUGCCCUGGUGCUGAGGCUGGAGGAGGCAGUGUGUCCGGCUGGGCCCCUCCCCGCAGGUGUACACAGGACGUGUAAGCACGCGGCAGGGGCGUGCCCUCGGUGGCAGUGGCUGUACCCAGCUCCUGCCCCUGCCUUCCCUCACUGUAGGCAGAGGUGGCGGGGGAAGAGGUAGUGGGAUUAACAGAUCCCUAAAGUCCAAACUUUUUCAAUUGUAAAUGUUAUUUUUUAAGCAGAGAGAAAUGCAUAUAUUAUAAAUGGAAUUUAUUCUAUCUAUUAACUGCCUGAGAGGGCGCAGUGGGGGGAGUCUGGACCACAGCAGUAGUGCCCACUGCCCACCUCAGGGCUGGAAGCCCGACCUGGGUGGCCCAGGCCUCAGCCCUGUAACCAUUAACCUCUUCCCCCAACUAACACCAAUGAAAGCGUCAUUCCAUACAA
Microcebus murinus (gray mouse lemur) is the source of this 8002-nucleotide messenger RNA. NCBI's taxonomy places the organism in Eukaryota, Metazoa, Chordata, Mammalia, Primates, Cheirogaleidae. The record is from RefSeq and is a predicted model, not a curated record.